Molecule: messenger RNA, 1094 nt
Organism: Cicer arietinum (chickpea)
Lineage: Eukaryota; Viridiplantae; Streptophyta; Magnoliopsida; Fabales; Fabaceae
Product: MYB-like transcription factor EOBII
Biological process (GO): regulation of DNA-templated transcription
Cellular component (GO): nucleus
Molecular function (GO): sequence-specific DNA binding; DNA-binding transcription factor activity
Source: RefSeq, a predicted model, not a curated record
CAUUAUGAUUUCCAUCUCUCUUCACCUUUCACUCACACACACUCUCUAUCUCCCUCUCUCUCAUAUAUUUAUAUAUAUGCAAUAAAAUGGACAAAAAACCGUGCAAUUCAUCUCAAGAUCCUGAAGUUAGAAAGGGGCCAUGGACCAUGGAAGAAGAUUUGAUUUUGAUCAAUUAUAUUGCAAAUCAUGGUGAAGGUGUAUGGAAUUCCUUAGCCAAAGCUGCUGGUCUUAAACGUACAGGAAAGAGUUGUAGACUUCGAUGGCUAAACUACCUUCGUCCUGAUGUUAGACGAGGAAAUAUUACACCUGAGGAACAACUUUUGAUCAUGGAACUUCAUGAAAAAUGGGGAAACAGGUGGUCCAAAAUUGCAAAGCAUCUUCCAGGAAGAACUGACAAUGAAAUUAAGAAUUUUUGGAGGACUAGGAUACAAAAACACAUUAAGCAAGUUGAUCAUAAUCAACAAAAUUCCCAACAACAAAAGAGUUCAUCAAGUGAUCAUCAUCAAACAAACACUAGCCAAGCUUCAAAUUCUACAAUGGUAGAGCCAAUGGAAAAUUAUUCUCCAACUUCAUACCAAGCAACAAAUUUAGAGCCAUUUCCAACUCAAUUUCCAACAAUCAAUGAUCACAACUCAAGUUGUUGUACCAAUGACCACAACACCAACAACUAUUGGAGCAUGGAGGACAUUUGGUCAAUGCAAUUACUCAAUGGAGAUUAAAUCUUUAAGCUUAAUUAAUUAUAUCUCUAAAUAAUUAAUAUAAAAAAAAUUAAAAUAAUAUAAUAAUAUAUUUACAUAAGUGCAAUUAUGUGCCACUAAGCUAGAGUACUAUAUUAUCUGGCUUAAUUAAUAUACUUUUAUAAUUAAUUAGAUUUGUUUAUAUAAGUAGUUUUAAUUAAGUUUGGUGUUAAGAAGUAAAUUAGUUAUGGAUUGUAAUAUAUAAAUAGGUGCAUAUAUAUACUAUUAUAAGUAUAUUUGCAUGCUUUUUUUUAUAUAAAGUAAAUGAGUUAGUAAGUGGUGGAUUAUAUAUGUGAUAUAAGUGUUUGAGAACCGCAAAAGUUGAAGCAUAUAUAUAUUCUUAGUGACAAACAUGAA